AUGUCAGAUGAUGAUGCUGCAUUGGACUCAAUGGAUACAGAAGAAGAUAUUUUUUCUCCUAGAAAUCGUAGCCUUGGCUCUAAUGCCAGAAGGGUUAAAAGUUUGCGUACUUUACGAUCACAUUCAAACUCUACUUCUCAUAUAUCUAUGAACAAUUUAAGUGUGCGUCGUAGCACACGUCAUAGAAUGCAAACAUAUGAUAAUCUUAAUACUAGUUGGAUUUUAGGUACACAAACAUUGAAAGGAUACCCCAUGUUUCAACAACAUGGUUCUUCAUCUGAUAAAGAAAUGGUGGAUGAAGUUCCUGAAAGAAAACGUGAUGUCAGAGAGCGUAUGCCUCUUAGAUCACGUGAAAAUCACCCUCCAAAUAAAAAUUCAUCUAGACAUAUUAGAGAAAGGACAGAACAUGAUAGACAAAAUAGUAGAGAACUUAGAGGAAGGGGUGAUCGUGAUCUUAGAGAAAAAGCAGAGCAGGAGAAAGAUAUUAGAGACCUUAAAGAUAGACAAGAAAGGGAACAUAAAGAUAAGGUAGAAACUAGGAGUAAAUCUAAUGAAGAAAAGGAUGGAAGAACAAGAAAGUCUGAUAGCCCAAGUAGAUUAAAGGAAGGACCUGCUACAAGACUUGGUGGAAGUAUAGGUGAAAAAGAUGUGAAAUCUAAAGUAGAAGCUGAUGAAGAUAGCUCACAAGAAAGUGAAAAGGCAGAAAAUAAUGAUAACUCUGAAAAUGAAGAUGGCUAUGAAGACAUGUAUACUCGUAUUAAACGAACUAGAAGAACAGCGCAACGGCAAUUACCAAGGGUAGUAGAUAGUGAUUUAAGUGAAUCUUCUGAUUCCCCUGGUCCUAGAAAGUAUAGUUUACGUCAGAAAAAACCAGCUGUAGAUAGAUUUCAAGCUAAUGUUGAACCAGUUCGACGAUCUAUAAAAGCACUUAGAAGUGUUCUUAGUAAUUCCAUGAGAAGGCGUAAACAUAGAAGUAAAAGUACAAGCUCUAGUGAUUCGAGUGAUUCAGAACCUCAGCGUUAUGAUAAGAAAAAAAGUAAAAAAGCAAGGCAAUCAGCAAUACCUCAAGGUGGACCACCUGAUCGUAAAGCAGAUAUAAAUCCAAUUACUUUAGAUACUAACAUUAGAUUCAAUGAUGUUGGUGGCUUAGAAUCACAUAUUCACUGCCUUAAAGAAAUGGUUGUUUUUCCUAUGAUGUAUCCAGAUGUUUUUGAACGUUUUCAUAUUAUCCCACCAAAAGGAGUAUUAUUUCAUGGUCCACCAGGAACUGGUAAAACAUUAAUAGCUAGAGCAUUGGCAAAUGAAUGUAGUCAAGGCAGUAGAAAAAUGUCGUUCUUUAUGAGAAAGGGAGCAGAUUGUCUAUCUAAAUGGGUUGGAGAAUCUGAGCGUCAGUUGCGAUUGUUGUUUGAGCAGGCUCAACAAAUGAAACCGUCCAUAAUAUUUUUUGAUGAAAUAGAUGGCCUUGCACCUGUUCGAAGUACGAAACAGGAUCAAAUUCAUGCUAGUAUUGUAUCUACCCUUUUGGCGCUUAUGGAUGGCCUCAGUGAUAGGGGAGAGGUAAUAAUUAUUGGAGCAACAAAUAGGAUAGAUGCUAUUGAUCCAGCAUUACGUAGACCAGGUCGUUUUGAUCGGGAAUUAUUUUUCCCCUUGCCUGCUAUGAAAGAAAGACUAGAAAUAUUAAAAAUCCACGUUAGUAAAUGGAAAAAUUGUCCAUCUGAUCAAUUGUUAGAAGUAUUAGCUGAAAAAGCGACGGGUUAUUGUGGUUCAGAUUUGAGAGCUUUGUGUACUGAAGCAGUUUUACAAGGAUUACGAAGAACUUAUCCUCAAAUAUAUAUGACUAAUAAUAGAUUACUAUUAGAUCCUGAACGAGUUGAAGUAAAAAAACGAGAUUUUUUGCAAGCUAGUUCUAUUCUUGUACCAUCAUCACAAAGAGUAUCACCUUGUGCUCGAAGAAAAUUACAACCUUUUAUGGAACCUUUAUUAGGACCUCUACUGGAAGAGUUAUUUAAUUCAAUAAAGGGAAUAUUUCCUCAAGGAGUUAAUCCUGCUAUGGCAAAAGUGAAAAUUGCCAAAGGGAUACAUCGACCAAGGCUAUUAAUUUCUGGUGGAAAUCUAUCUGAAGGUCAAGGGCCACAUUUAGCACAAGCGCUAUUGUAUCAUAUGGAACAUCUACCAGUUCAAACAUUAGAUGUUAGUACUCUUUUCGCAGAAAGUGGACGAUCUCCGGAAGAAACCUGUGUACAGGUAUUUAACGAAGCUGCCAGGAACGUACCGUCCAUAAUUUAUAUUCGGUCGAUUGAUCAAUGGUGGCCACUUGUACCUGAAACCGUAAAAGCGGUUUUUUUAUGUCGUAUUGCAGCACUGGAUCCUUCAUUGCCUAUUUUGAUUUUAGCCACAAGUGAUAGAACAUAUCAGGAUCUUCCUGUACAACUUCAAAGUCUGUUUAGUGAACUUCGUAGCGAAGUUUAUUCUAUGAAGACACCAACAGCUGAACAAAGAUCGAAAUUCUUCCGACCUAUUUUCAUGGUUCAAAGUUUAAAACCACCAAAAAUAAAAGAUGAUAAAGUAGAAGUUUUAGAAGAGCUUCCUUUAGCACCAGAUCCUUUACCAAAGAAAUUAACGGAAGAAGAAAAGAAAGUAAUAUUCGAGAAGGAAGAAGUUUCUUUAAGAGAAUUAAGAAUUUUCUUAAGAGAAAUUUGUGCAAAACUUGCGAGAAAUAGGCAAUUUUUCAUGUUUACAAAACCAGUAGACACAGAAGAAGUACCGGAUUAUAACAUGAUAAUAAAACAACCAAUGGAUUUAGAAACUAUGAUGACAAAAAUAGAUAUGCAUUGUUAUCUUUGUGCUCGAGAUUUUCUAGAUGAUAUCGAUCUCAUUUGUAAAAAUGCUUUGGAAUAUAAUCCUGAUAGACAUCGUGCGUGCUCUCUUCGUGAUAAUGCGUAUGCGUUAAUAAAAGCAGAAUUGGAUUCCGAUUUUGAGGAUAAAUGUCGUGAGAUUUCAAAAAAUCGUAGAAUUAUUAAAAGUACAGUAAGUAACGAAGUGGAUAAUAAAAAUCAGUCAAAAACAGAACAAUCUACGUUCGUAACCGAACGAACAGACAAAAAAGACUCUGCGAGUCCUAGUCACACCCUGAUCGUAAAUGGAAGAAGAUAUAAUAAUUCUAGAAAACGUAGAAUACCGGCGUGGGCAAGGGGCUAUGUAAAGAAAGUUCACAAAAAAAAGAAAAUCGCGUUUGAUGAAAAUGUAACUGUAUCUGAAAACAAAAUUUGUUUAAGUAAUGAAACAACAAGUAUAGAUUUAGAAAAAUUCCAAGAAUUUGAGACCGAGGCAAACAGUGUUUUAAAUGGUCAUGUACCUUUAUUCGAUAAUUCUGAUUCUGAGAAUGAUUCGCAAAAUGAAUGUUCAAAAGAUAUACAAGGACUUCAAAGCAAUAGUGUCAGUGAGCAACGGAUUGAUGAAAUUGAGAGUAUGGAAAUAUGUUUUACAGAAGAAGAAAAAAACGCGGAAAAUAGUGUGUCUAAUUCAUCGUCUAGGCGAGAAAGUAUAGAUGAAUUAUCGUUUGCUAUCGAGAGUGAUUCUAGUCCAACCAGAUUUGAAGAAAAUGAAAAACUUGUAGUAGAUAAAAAUGAAUUAGAAAGUGCAUGGCAAACUACCGUUGAAAUUACGAAAGAUUUUCCUGUUGAAGUACUAUGCGAUAUUUACGUGCAACUCAGUCGAUGUGUAGGAAAAUAUGCUCAGAAUUAUGAUAGAAAAUCACUGCCAAAGGACUUGCUCAAGGAAGUGAAAAGAUUUGAAGAGUUCAAGACAACGUACGAGAAAGUUCAUCAUGUCGCAAAUCAAACCGACAUUACUUUAUACCUGAAAGAGGUAUACUUCUUUAUAAUAACAAAAAUUUGCAAAUACUGGUUAUACAAAGAUGAUGCUUGGGCGUCAGUUUCAUCGGGAAAGAUGUCCGGCGCGAAGGAUUUCUCUUGCAUCGGAGGACUGGAGAAGCACAUCCGAGUGGUAAAGGAAACUGUUCUGUUUCCGCUCAUGUACGGUGACAUUUACGCCAAGUUCAAUCUAAAACCACCGAGGGGUUUGCUCUUUUACGGGCCUCCUGGCACAGGAAAAACUCUGGUAGCCAGCGCUUUAGCCGCAGAAUGCAGUAAUACCGAACGGAAGGUUACCUUCAUAUCUCGUAAGGGUUCUGACUGUCUAAGCAAAUGGGUCGGUGAAAGCGAGAAGAAGCUUCAAAAGAUUUUUUCAUUGGCUCAACAAUCGAAGCCUUGCAUAAUCUUUUUUGACGAAGUUGAUGGUCUGGCUCCAGUGAGAUCUAGUCGCCAAGACUUUGUGCACGCUAGUAUUGUCUCCACUCUCUUGGCCUUGAUGGACGGCUUAGAGAACAAUUCAGAGAUCAUAGUAAUUGGAGCAACGAAUAGAAUCGAUGCUAUAGAUCCAGCUUUAAGAAGACCUGGCCGAUUCGACAGAGAAUUAUACUUUCCAUUGCCAUGCUAUUCCGCGAGAAAAGAAAUACUCUCGGUCCAUAUAAAAAGUUGGAAGCAAAAACCGCCACAGAAAUUUUUGGCAUACCUUGCGUCGAAGACAGUCGGAUUUUGCGGGAGCGAUUUACAAGCCCUUUGCGCCGAGGCGGUGAUGUGCUGCGUUAGAAGAAAUUAUCCAGAAAUAUAUACGUCUAAAACGAAAUAUACGAUUAACGAGCGGCAUCUUAAAGUCGAGAAACAAGAUUUUCUGAGGGCACAACAGAACAUCCUACCAGCAUCCCAUCGUGUUUCAGUCGCACCAGUGAAGUCUUUGUCGUUUAAAAUUCAGCCAUUACUUCAAGACAAUUUGUCACGCAUUCUGUCACAGCUCGAGAUUCUUUGUCCGGCGGGAAUGUUGAUUUGUGACGUCAUCUCUGGUAGAGCCGCAUCCAGGUCAAACAACUGUCCUAGGAUUUUACUGUGUGGUGACGACGACUCCCACACUCGUCAUUUGGGACCAGCAUUGCUUCACACCUUGGAACACUUACCAUGUCAUGUGUUGGAUGUUACAACUUUGUUCGAAGAAACAGGGAGGGCUGCAGAAGAAGCACUUAUUCAAAAAAUGAAAAUGGCUCGGCGGAGUUUACCAUCAUUGCUCUACAUUCCUGACAUAUUAGUCUGGUGGGAUUUAGUAGACGAAGCAGCUCGUAUUUCAUCUUUGUUCGACGAAUAUCAAGGAGAAAUGUUUCAAGUGAUGCCCAUCAGUGAGAAACAGCGUGAAUUAUUUUUCAAACAAUUAUUCGUUCACUCUGCGUGUGAUCUCGAAUCUAAUCGCUCUUCACAAGCGGAUCUCGAUCAACUUCCGAUGUCAAAACAGAUAAAGGAUGUAGGAAGAAAGCGAAAAGUGGCGGGUAGAAUUGAUUUCACAGAAAAUUCUCCAACGCAAGAGGUGCCACCAACUCGAAAGAGUAAACUCAGGACACGUAACAGAGUUUGCACCGCACGAUCAGCCCACGUGAUGAGCAAUUCCAAGUCAAAAAUCAACGUUAAGAGAAAAAACAGUGCGUCAGGAGAAGGCCCGCCAUCGAAACGUACAAGGAAUUCUCCACUCAAUUUAUCCACCUCAAGCAGUGAGAAAUUGACUGAUUUUCAAACAGAAGAGUUACUUCAAAAAAUUGUCAAGAUGACAGAAUCGUGGCUGUGCUACGAUUUGGAAAGUCUGUUCUACUCUCUGGAGAUGACUCUGGAGAGGAACGAGGAAGAUUUGUGUUCUGCAGUGGAAGAUUGUAUCAAACAAUUUAAACAAUUAAGGAGGAUAAAAGUACACGUGAAAAAGGAAGAAGAAAAUUAA
Molecule: messenger RNA, 5814 nt
Organism: Eufriesea mexicana
Lineage: Eukaryota; Metazoa; Arthropoda; Insecta; Hymenoptera; Apidae
Product: ATPase family AAA domain-containing protein 2
Exons: 26
Coding region: 1-5814 (1937 amino acids)
Biological process (GO): nucleosome assembly; transcription initiation-coupled chromatin remodeling; nucleosome disassembly
Cellular component (GO): nucleus
Molecular function (GO): ATP hydrolysis activity; histone binding; chromatin binding
Source: RefSeq, a predicted model, not a curated record